This is a messenger RNA of Lodderomyces oxycetoniae, 533 nucleotides long. Its product is annotated as ALD5. The record is from RefSeq and is a predicted model, not a curated record. The transcript has a single exon. Lineage: Eukaryota; Fungi; Ascomycota; Pichiomycetes; Serinales; Debaryomycetaceae. The annotation marks the transcript as partial. Gene Ontology annotation, molecular function: aldehyde dehydrogenase (NAD+) activity.
AAAGCAUCAAAGUUGGCAAUCCAUUUGACCCAGAAACCUUUAUGGGUGCACAAGCUUCUGGGGCACAACUUUCAAAGAUUUUGAAAUAUAUUGAAACCGGUCAAAAAGAAGGAGCCAAGAUCCUUACUGGUGGUCACAGAAAAGAAGGUAAAGGUUUCUUCCUUCAACCAACCAUCUUUACCGAUGUUGACGAAAAAAUGACAAUUGCGCAAGAAGAGAUCUUUGGUCCUGUUGUUACCGUGCUUAAGUUUGAAACUGUUGAAGAAGCUAUUGCAAUGGCAAACGAUAGCGAUUACGGUUUAGCUGCUGGUAUUCACACUACAAACCUCAACAAAGCCGUCCAUGUCUCCAACAAGAUCAAUGCUGGUACCGUAUGGAUCAACACAUACAAUGACUUUAAUCCAAUGGUUCCAUUUGGUGGAGUACAUUCUUCUGGUAUUGGUAGAGAAAUGGGUCAAGAAGUGUUCCAAGAGUACACUCAAUGUAAAGCCGUUAGAAUCAAGUUGCAACUUCCAGACAAGAACACUAAAUAG